UAAAGAUUGCUGUUUAACAUUUCGGCCCCGGCCACGUCCUGCUUCUCUCGACACGACAAAGAACAGGCCGACGCUGUGUCUGUGGGCGCGAGUUACACCGGGUUGACAAUGAAAAUGUGUUCAAGGGACACUGUGUGCCUGAAUAGUUUAACUCCAGCAGAUGGACGGAGACAGCUCAACCACCGACGCCUCCCAGCUGGGCAUCACUGGAGAGUACAUGGCCUCUGGUCACUACGUCCUCCAGUCUCAAGAUGACGAUGCAGAUGAGAGUCUGAACGACCACGAUGACGGAGGUGUGAAGGAGAACUUCAGGGAGCAGGACAUCUACCUUCCUAUCGCUAACGUGGCUCGCAUCAUGAAGAACGCCGUUCCUCAGACUGGAAAGAUUGCAAAAGACGCCAAGGAAUGCGUGCAGGAGUGUGUGAGCGAGUUCAUCAGCUUCAUCACGUCGGAGGCAAGCGAGCGCUGCCACCAGGAGAAGAGGAAGACCAUUAACGGGGAGGACAUCCUGUUUGCCAUGUCCACGCUGGGCUUCGACAUGUACGUGGAGCCGCUGAAGCUUUACCUGCAGAAGUUCAGAGAGGCCAUGAAGGGAGAGAAGGGGAUCCCUGGGGUGUCAGUGGGAGACGGCCUGGGAGAGGAACUCACAGACGAUAGCUUCCCAAAUCCUUUGCCAGCUGGGAUUAUCACUGCAGACGGUCAGCAGCAGAACGUCAUGGUGUACACCACCUCAUAUCAACAGAUCCCUACCGUACAGCAGAUCCAGUUCUCAUGACGAGGCCUGAACGCAGCAGCUCCUUACCAGGCCCACGCUCUGACACUCACAUGACCUCUGACCCUGCUGCAGGGCAGAGGCCAUCAGACAGAGGGGGAGGAGGGGAGAAAGAGGUGUCUGCAGAAACCCUCAUGUACAGAGAAAUCACUACCUGUUGAGUAGAAAGUGUAGUUCCUAGAUGUGAGGUACCAAAUGUUCCGGAGUGACUCCGGGCAGCUGGGAAAUUGAGGCUUUAUUUUAAAGGCUAGUGUUAUUAUUACAUUAUUUAGUGGUUGAAAUCUUCCGUGCGUGCUGUUAAUGUGUUUGCUUUUAUGCAUCUUCUUCCAGGGUGGGCGGGGUUGAGGGAAGUGUUGAAGCUUAUUUUUGAACGUCUUCUCUGUUUGAACCGAGAGAAGCCAUGUUGAUAUUUCUCAUCAGAUCAUGCAGCUCUUUUUGUAAGUUCACUUAUGUACCAUGUGCUUUAAUGUUAUGGAAAUCCUUUGAAUAAAAAUUCAAAAGAGACA
Notolabrus celidotus (New Zealand spotty) is the source of this 1278-nucleotide messenger RNA. RefSeq names its product nuclear transcription factor Y, beta a (gene nfyba). The transcript is spliced from 7 exons. Gene Ontology annotation, molecular function: RNA polymerase II cis-regulatory region sequence-specific DNA binding; DNA-binding transcription activator activity, RNA polymerase II-specific; protein heterodimerization activity. NCBI's taxonomy places the organism in Eukaryota, Metazoa, Chordata, Actinopteri, Labriformes, Labridae. The record is from RefSeq and is a predicted model, not a curated record. Gene Ontology annotation, biological process: regulation of transcription by RNA polymerase II. Gene Ontology annotation, cellular component: CCAAT-binding factor complex; nucleus. Bases 161 to 775 code for a protein of 204 amino acids.